Messenger RNA from Pieris brassicae (large cabbage white), 3837 nucleotides. RefSeq lists its product as uncharacterized. The transcript has 10 exons. The record is from RefSeq and is a predicted model, not a curated record. Gene Ontology annotation, molecular function: protein binding. NCBI's taxonomy places the organism in Eukaryota, Metazoa, Arthropoda, Insecta, Lepidoptera, Pieridae. Bases 228 to 2144 code for a protein of 638 amino acids.
UUAUGUACCAGUAAAUAAAAUAAUAAAUAAAAAUAGUAGAUAUCAUCCUAAAAUAUUUAGGAGAAUGUGAAGUUGUAACAAAAUAUAAUUAAAAUAAAAAAUAUCAAAAAACCUUGUAUCCAUUUACAACUAUUAGACAAAGUUUCAAGUUGUCGUAGUUUAAAAAAAUUACAAAAAUGGCGUAAUUUGUGAGAUGUCAGUUCAGUGAAAAUGUAAAAUAAAUAAAAAUGUUUAACCGCGUAAAACAUGUGAUUUUGUUUGUAUCCGUCCUAUUAAUAAGUUUUAAAACAUGUACCAGUGAUCUCCAAAUACCCUCGUUGACACUCUACAGUCCUGGGGCAGUGGAGUACAUAGAUGUACUUGUGAGACGGGUGCAUGAUAACCUUACAUUGGUUUGUGCAACUCGUGGAGAUAAUACUGCAAGAGCCUAUGUGUGGAACUAUGUUGGGAAUAAUACUGGGGCCAGCACCUUCACAGUAUCACCUUCCGGUCUGGCCAGCAGCAGUCAAUUGGAGAAGUAUGACCUUCAGCUGACAGACAGUGGUCACUAUAUGUGCUCAUCGCCACCAUUUAGCAUCACUAAGUAUUUAUUGGUGCAGAAGAGAGGCUCCCAAUGUGCUCGCGGAGCUUUCUCUUGCGGCGCCCGUUGCGUGCUACCUCGGUACGUCUGUGAUGGAAAACCGGAUUGCGCACGCGGCGAAGACGAAGCGCUUGAUAUAUGCCCACCGCUGCCUUGUCAGAGAAAUGAUCGCCUGAACUGCUCAACCGGCAGGUGUAUACCGGAAGCGGCAUGUUGUCACACGGCGGAUGUCCUUUGUCAACAGGACAGUUGCUGUUCGGAGCAUCCCAGAUAUGCUCGGCUCGAUGAAGGCGACGAAGUACUCGAGUAUACUCGCUCUGAAGACAGACACGCCACAGACGAUCUGACGUUCAUACAAUCUACCAUAUACACGGUCACAGCUUGCGCCCUAAUCUUCAUGAUAGCAGUCGUGCUGUUGGUAUCGGCACUGUGCAAGAUGCACAUGAAGAGAGCCGCUUUACGCGGCUAUGCGCACGCGCAUCGCGAUACGGCGCAUCACUACUCGGCCCGCUACCCGCCGCGCUACGAAUCUACGCGACUUUUAGAUCUACCCUCUUUGAGUCCCACGCGGCAGCGGACGCAGUGUGAACCCGAAAGCUCAACCUCUACGCCGAUGUGCGAAGUCACGACUCCAGUCAACUCUGGCUUCGCUCUUUCACGGCUCGGCUCCAUGUUCUGCACUAGAUAUUCUCAGGUCCCGACUCAAGGUGACGUCGAAAUGACCGACGUGAGAUCCACUUCCCUGAACAGUUCGCCGACGCGAAGUCCGCCUUCGGACUAUCGCUCGCCAAUUCCCAGUUCCGAACUAUACUACACGAAUCCGGACCUCACCGACUUAGGUCGAGACCUCAAUUACAUGGCUACGCCCAUAGAAUUCUUCAGACGACGCAAUUUACGUCGGAACACUUUAGACAGGGUCAUAGACCAGCUGACUCGCGCCCCCAGGCCGCUCACGCUGCAGCUGGGCAGGUUUCAGCUGAGCAUACCGAGGUUCAACCGCCGCGAGCCGCGCCCGGACACGCCGGACAUCGCCGAAAUCAACAUAGACAAUCUGGAUUUCGUGCGUCUCAACUCCAACGACACGUACACUUUGAACGGCCGGACCAUACGCUUGUUGGGGGCGGACUUUGAGAACUACCCGCAUUUGGAUGGGAGUCGACCCCCUCCGUACAACGAGGCGAUGAGGUACAAAAUAUAUGGACCUCCUCCGGAAUAUUUGAGCAGGGAGGGUAUCAAUAGGGAGAACGAGGCCACGAAUAACGUCGAAAUGCCGCCGCGCUACGAUGAUUUGGGUCAGAGCGGUAAUAACGGUAAUGUGACGAGUGACGGUACGAGUAAUUUUGCGUUUUGUAACGGUAAUAAUACGAACCGAAAUGAAGCAACCGCCGGUGACGUCACGAGUACCGAGAACGAUUCCAACGGUAAUGUUACGAGUUUCCAAAUGGAAAAUGUAAAUUAUAAUAUUCCAGAAACGAUCAGUUCCGUCAUAGAUAACUUGCCAGCCAUAGACAGUGAUUUCAAUGCUAAUGAUAACGUGUACAACGAGACGGUUGUUGCCGAAUGAGGAUUAUAGGAUAUAUAUAUAUAUAUAUAUACUCACGCAACAUACGAAUCAUUGAAAUAUCGUUUUUACUGAAGCUCUAACGGGCCAACGUAGAUAUAAGAUAACUGUUACGCGUUUCGGUUUCAAUAAAUUCUCAUAAAAAUACGGGAGUGAGGUGGCAAAAAGUCUUACGUCAUUCGAAUAAUAUAUUUAUAUAUUAAUUGAGUUUCCUACUUUAACGCGUUUGACAAAAUGUAACAAAUCUAUGGACCACUCUACGCACUUCCUCACCUUAUUUGCCCACGUGGACGGCCAAAUACGCCACACGUGUCUAUUGUGCCUUAGCUUUGCACAUGAAGUACUAUAUUUAUAUAUUACAUCUACGUAAAGUUUUGUACUAUAUUUGUAUGUCAGCGAAACGAGGCGGUUUACGCUCACGCUAAGACACGAACGAGUUUGAACAGAGUUAAUGUCGUUGUCAUAAAUAGACUUUUCAGUGCACUGACAACUGUCAACCGUCACAGACUAUAUUGAGCUUAAAAUGUACAAUAUAAUGCCAAUUAAAGAUAGGUCUGCUCGGACUCUCGCGGCAGGAGCUCCUAAAUUUAAUUGUCUCGUGUCAUAUUCGAAGUUAGGAUUAGAUAUCACCCGGAGACACAUCAUUAGAGUUAAUUUUAAAGUAAUUUGUCUGUGAUCGUUAUCGACGAACGCGUUUGUCUUGCCUCAGAGCUGCUUCGGUAUGAAUUUUAUUCUGAAAUAAAUAUUGCUUCUCGGUGAAAAAGAUCUGUAGUUAAUAUUUCGGCCGAUUAUGGUAAUUAGAUUUAUAUUUAUAGACAACUAUAGCGGUACAGGAACUUGUUGGAUAUCGUUACACAAAUAUUUUUGUCCACAUUUGGGCUUCAUAUUAAACCAAUCGUAAUCGUUGCGAGUAGAUUCCAAAGCUAUAUAUCUGCGUUCUAUAGAAAAAAACUUUGUACAGAGAAUAGUUUGUUACUCCUUCUUACAAUACUCAUAUGUAUAUAAUGUUUAUGUAGUUGAGUCAAAUUUAAGUAAAAUGACUGAAAAUAGGUUCAAUAUGUUUUUGUUGUAUUUACUUAAAAUUAGGUCGACUUUGCUUUAAGUUAACCCUUUAGAUGAAUCACGAUUUUAAUAUAUCGCGGGUACGAAGAGUCAUAGGGUGUCUUGAAAAGUAUUAAGAAACAAAACUGUUUACAAGGAAAGCCCUACAAACAUUUUAUUAUAUAUUAAUUGAACUGAUUUGUCAAAUUAUUUUAUAAUUUCAGACAAAUAUUUACGUAAUUUUAAAACAGAAUUUAAAAAAACAAGAAUGCCAUGUGUAACUUUAACAAUUACACAUAUUUACAAAAAUUGGAGAUUUCGGUAGAAGUGAACCGCCAAAUUCACAAAUGUCAAAUUUGUCAAAUCAUUUCUCUCAGUCUACGCAUCGUUCCAUCAGUAAGAAGGCAGAGAUACUCCGAGUCUGUUUUUCAAAUGUAACUGGCAGAGGAUGCGAUGCUGCCAAACUAACUAAAUCAAGGUUUUUGUCUCGGGUAUUAAACCCAUUAACGUACGAAACAAAUCCUAAUGAUGUAAAUGGCUUCGGAGAAGGUUGUGUUACCAAAGUCUCCAAUAUAACUAUAAAUGAGGAGUUGUCAUCUCGGAAGUAAGAUCUCUAAAGUGUACGAAUUAGAAAAUGCAUUUUCUUCAAUAAUUU